Marmota monax (woodchuck) is the source of this 3518-nucleotide messenger RNA. RefSeq names its product PX domain containing serine/threonine kinase like (gene Pxk). Lineage: Eukaryota; Metazoa; Chordata; Mammalia; Rodentia; Sciuridae. Gene Ontology annotation, biological process: endosome to lysosome transport; protein phosphorylation; early endosome to late endosome transport. Gene Ontology annotation, cellular component: late endosome; early endosome; extrinsic component of endosome membrane. The transcript has 18 exons. Gene Ontology annotation, molecular function: ATP binding; protein kinase activity; actin binding. The record is from RefSeq and is a predicted model, not a curated record. The coding region runs from base 87 to 1649 and encodes 520 amino acids.
CGGGCCGGGCGGCGGGAGUGGCGCCUCUGGUUCCUGCCCCGCGACCCGAGGCGGCGGCGGCGGCGGCGGCGGCCCGGCGGCGCGGGAUGGCUUUCAUGGAGAAGCCGCCGGCCGGCAAGGUGCUGCUGGACGACACGGUGCCGCUGACAGCAGCCAUCGAGGCGAGCCAGAGCCUGCAGUCCCACACGGAAUAUAUCAUUCGGGUGCAAAGAGGAAUUUCUGCAGAAAACAGCUGGCAGAUUGUUAGAAGAUACAGUGACUUUGAUUUACUGAACAACAGCUUGCAGAUUGCAGGACUAAGUCUACCUCUUCCUCCCAAAAAAUUGAUUGGCAACAUGGAUCGUGAAUUCAUAGCUGAGAGGCAGAAAGGUCUUCAGAACUAUCUCAAUGUUAUCACCACAAAUCAUAUUUUGUCUAAUUGUGAACUGGUUAAGAAGUUUCUAGAUCCAAACAACUAUUCUGCAAACUACACUGAGAUUGCCUUACAACAGGUCUCCAUGUUCUUCCGAUCAGAGCCAAAGUGGGAGGUGGUGGAGCCACUGAAAGACAUAGGCUGGAGGAUAAGGAAGAAAUAUUUUUUGAUGAAGAUUAAAAAUCAACCAAAGGAACGGCUAGUCUUAAGCUGGGCUGACCUUGGCCCAGACAAGUACUUGUCAGAUAAAGAUUUUCAAUGUCUAAUCAAACUCCUGCCUUCCUGUUUGCACCCUUACAUCUAUCGGGUUACCUUUGCCACUGCUAAUGAAUCCUCUGCAUUGCUAAUCAGGACAUUUAAUGAAAAAGGAACUUUGAAGGAUCUGAUUUACAAGGCAAAACCAAAGGACCCAUUCUUAAAAAAAUAUUGCAACCCUAAGAAGAUUCAGGGCCUUGAACUCCAGCAAAUAAAAACAUAUGGACGGCAGAUUUUAGAGGUAUUAAAGUUUCUACAUGACAAAGGAUUCCCUUAUGGGCACCUUCAUGCCUCCAACGUGAUGUUAGAUGGGGACACUUGCCGGCUGCUAGACCUCGAGAAUUCCUUACUGGGCCUUCCUUCCUUCUACCGGUCCUACUUCACACAGUUCAGGAAAAUCAAUACGUUGGAAAGUGUGGACGUCCACUGCUUUGGCCACUUACUGUAUGAAAUGACCUAUGGACGACCGCCAGACUCAGUGCCUGUGGAUUCCUUUCCUCCUGCACCAUCCAUGGCUGUGGUGGCCGUGUUGGAGUCUACGCUGUCUUGUGACGCCUGUAAAAAUGGCAUGCCUACCGUCUCCCGGCUCUUACAGAUGCCAUUAUUCAGUGAUGUUUUACUAACCACUUCUGAAAAGCCACAGUUUAAGAUUCCCACAAAGUUAAAAGAGGCAUUGAGAAUUGCCAAAGAAUGUAUAGAAAAGAGACUAAUUGAAGAACAGAAACAGAUUCACCAGCAUCGAAGACUGACAAGAGCUCAGUCACAUCAUGGAUCUGAAGAAGAAAGAAAAAAGAGAAAGAUCUUAGCUCGGAAGAAGUCGAAACAAUCUGCUAUUGAAAAUAGUGAAGAGCAUUCAGCAAAGUACAGCAACUCUAAUAAUUCAGCAGGAUCUGGGGCCAGCUCACCUCUCACAUCCCCAUCGUCGCCGACUCCACCCUCUACAGCAGUGAUUCUUCUGCCAGGGGUCAGAGCACAAAGCUGAAAGGAAGAAACCCUGGAGUCCUCUCUUCUGGCCACUGGGUGAGAGUGUCUGGUAGGGGGCAUUGGCACCUAAGCGGGCAGGGCUCCCUUCUCCUGGCAUUUCACUGGUCACGUCCAGAAGUCCUCUUCAGAGGAACACUUCCAUCACACUCUCAUUCCACCUGGGUUUUUCAUCUCAACAGUCACUUCAGGUUUAAAGCCCUUUUUAUAACCCUGUGACAUAAAGUCAGGAACAUCUUCCCACAAUGGACGCCAGCACAGAACGUAAUUGCCCUUCAUGCAUUAGUUGUUAUCCAAUAGAUCAAUGAAAGUUACAUUUUGUUCAUUUGUCUGUAUUUAAUCUUUAUUUGUAUUGAUCACUGAGAAUCCCAAGGCUGCAGAGCAUGGGUGUAUGUAUUUGUGUCAUUCUUCAAUUUUAACUGUCUUAGGUUGGGGUAAAAGAUAUAAAGGAAGGUAAGUGGUUUUCUAUGAAUUACAAGAUUUCAGCUGUUGCCUGUCACAGUUGGUGGGAAGGAUAUGCUAACUUGAAUAUUUUCUGGGUCACCCCAAGCCAUUCAUCCAUACAAAUUCAUCCAUACAGGUGUCUUUCCUGUUCUCACUGUAGCUCACCACAGUGUGGGGAGCCAUCCAGCAGAAUGUCUCCCUGCUGUAGCCCUAGCAGGGGUAGAGGACAGGGCAGCAAUAAAUAGUAGAGUUCCAGGGAGACACAGGUUCACAGGACAUAAACCCACUAACCCUGUGCAUAGGAAAGUUCUGUAAGGUAGUGCUAUUUCUGUACUUAGUAUUUAUUUUGUCCCGAGAGAACAAUUCACUCAUUGAUUCAAAAAUAUGAAAUUCAAGUUGCAAAUAUCCAUGUGCCUUAGAGGUGGGCAUGUUUUAGAUACCUGUCUAGCUUCCCCUCCUUGCCAAGUAGAGCUCAGCAUUCUGGCCCCUCCUGAUGCACCACAGAGAUGCAUGUCUAGGUACAGUUCCAUUCAGUUCCUCAGUUGGACUACCGUGGAAAGAACAGCACUUGACAAGAGACUUCUCCCUGAGAAUGUCAUUGCCAAGGAGAGACCCCUUUAAGUGCUUGCUUUACACUGCUCACAAUCACUAGUGUUUUAUAUUUCUUUAACCCAACCCAGUAGAAAAUGACUCUUCAAGACAGACUCCUUCGGGGAAUGCAUAACCCAGCAGGUGCUGGUUCCUUGCUGAGAAUCCUCAGUGGUUUAUCAUUUUAUUUUAAAUCACAUCCGUCAAAAUACUGCACGUUAGAACCACUGAACUAGUCAUCCCUUUGAGUAAUUGGCAUUCAGGUAGCUCAGUGCUGUGCAGAAAGAUGUCUGCAUCACACAUCUAACUCAGAAUGGGUGGGGCUGCCCCAUACCUGGCUAAAGUGGCUGAUGGAACUCUUCUUUUGGUACCAUUACUUAAAUUUGGAAAAUGAGAUCAGCACCGUAUUUAUGUAGACAAAGGAUCACUGUGGCCUGGCAUGGUAGCCAAUGCCCGUCAUCCCAGCAACUCAGUAGGGCUGAGGCAGAUUGAAAGUCUGAGGCCAGCCUUGGCAAUUUAGUGAGAUGCUCAGCAACAUCAAGACCCACUCUCAAAUUUAAAAAAAGGAAAAAAGAAUGUCAUUGUGUAUGUUGCCAUGUAAUCUGUGAUAUUUGUUCCAACAGUCUUCUCAUCUGAUAUUUGAGGCAAAUGACAAUCUUAAUUCCCCUUUGAUGCUUCAGCUUUUCUGUUCAGUGUUUUAGAGAGUGGUACAGUACUGGGUAUCUUGAUCCCUCUGAGGAGAACAUUUGCAGUCUCCCCUCAGUCCUUUCCACCCAGGUCUGAGCAGCAGCAGUGCCCAGGGCUGGGGGGGAGGUGGAUACUGACUGUCCCCUUGCCU